Molecule: messenger RNA, 1550 nt
Organism: Molossus molossus (Pallas's mastiff bat)
Lineage: Eukaryota; Metazoa; Chordata; Mammalia; Chiroptera; Molossidae
Gene: CXCR6
Product: C-X-C motif chemokine receptor 6
Exons: 3
Coding region: 287-1309 (340 amino acids)
Biological process (GO): chemotaxis; inflammatory response; G protein-coupled receptor signaling pathway
Cellular component (GO): membrane
Molecular function (GO): C-X-C chemokine receptor activity; coreceptor activity
Source: RefSeq, a predicted model, not a curated record
UCGAAAGACUUGAAAAUCCACGAGCCAUCUUCAGUCUUUUACCAGGGCUCCUGGGAGUGCUGCAUACUCAGAGUACGGGGAACAGCGAGUAAGAUCCUGGGUGACUCCUGGGGACAGAUGUGUUCUUGGAUGGGUUGGUCUCCUCCAAUCACCGAGAGUUCUUCAAAACUCUUCAGCGGAAACAUGGACCACAUCACAGAGAGGCAGACAGACUGCUGCGGAGCAAAGCUCACGUCUGGAACAAACUGACAAGGCACCUUGGUGGGUGUUCAUCAGAACAGACACUAUGGAUGACUACAACUAUUACGGAGAUCAUGCGCUCAACAUUUCCAACAACAACAGGCAAGAGCACGAAAACUUCCUGCAGUUCAAGAAGCUCUUUCUGCCCUGCAUGUACCUGACCGUGUUCAUCUGUGGCCUGGUGGGGAACUCCCUGGUGUUGGUCAUAUACAUCUUCUACCAGAAGCAGAAGAGCCUGACAGACGUGUUCCUGAUGAACUUGCCUCUGGCUGACCUGGUGUUUGUCUGCACUCUGCCCUUCUGGGCCUACACAGUCACCCAUGAAUGGGUCUUUGGCAAGAUCAUGUGCCAAAUCCUGCUGGGCAUCUAUACUUUGAACUUCUACACGUCCAUGCUCAUUCUCAUCUGCAUCACUGUGGACCGCUUCAUUGCGGUGGUUCGGGCCACAAAAGCCUAUAACCAGAAGGCCAAGUGGAUGAGCUGGGGCAAGGCCGUCUGCGUGUCCACGUGGGUGGUCUCCCUGCUGAUUUCCUUGCCGCAGAUCAUCUACGGCCAUGUCAACUGUUUAGACUUCUGUGUCUGUGGUUACUCCGAGGUGAUUUCCACCGUGGUUCUUGCCACCCAGAUGACUCUGGGGUUCUUCCUGCCACUGUUCAUCAUGAUUGUCUGCUACUCAGUCAUAAUCAAGACCCUGCUUCAUGCCCGAGGCUUCCAGAACCACAAGUCCCUCAAGAUCAUCUUCCUGGUGCUGGCUGUGUUCCUGCUGACCCAGACGCCCUACAACCUUGUGAAGCUCGUAGGCAGCACGAGCUGGGAGUACCACGCCAUGACCAGCUUCAGCUCUGCCACCAUGGUGACGGAGGCCAUUGCCUACCUGCGGACCUGCCUGAACCCUGUGCUCUAUGCCUUCGUUAGCCUGAAGUUUCGGAAGAACUUCUGGAAACUUGGGAAAGACAUUGGCUGCCUCCCUUACCUGGGAAUCUCGAGCCGGCAGAAGUCUCUAGAGGACUUUUCCAAGACGUGCUCCGCCUCCCAGAACGCGGAGGCCACCAGCAUGGUCCAGCUGUAGCCUGGCAGGCGUGGAGAGGCUGCUCAGGGGCCUGCGGGAGCACAGGCAGCUGUGUCCGCUGCUGCGGCCAGGAAGGCUUUGUCUAUCGCUUGUGCAUUUUCGUGGGGAAGGAACCCAACGCUGCAGCUGGUGUGGAAUGCUUCUUCUCAGGCAUGCACACACCUGUCGGCUCCUUGAGCACACGAGCCUAAAGCUCGAAGGGCAGUGGAGACCUGUAGGGAUUUCCUCUUCCACCCCAACA